Chondrus crispus (carragheen) is the source of this 1386-nucleotide messenger RNA. RefSeq lists its product as hypothetical. NCBI's taxonomy places the organism in Eukaryota, Rhodophyta, Florideophyceae, Gigartinales, Gigartinaceae. The record is from RefSeq and is a predicted model, not a curated record. Bases 1 to 1386 code for a protein of 461 amino acids. The transcript has a single exon.
AUGCAGUCUUCUAUCCUCCACAUUACAACCCGACGGGCGCGAGAUAUGCAUAACAACACCGUCUCCGUAACAAUACAACCGACACUACAACCAAAUCCCCAUCGUUCCCAGUCACUCUACUCUGCCACUCUCCUUCUCCUUCACGCUACGGCCCCCACAACACCCAUCUCCAAAAUUUACACACACACGCGAUUUACCGCACGCGCCCCGUCACGCCGACUCGCCGAGCGGCAAGUCCUCGCCGAUGCGCUCGAGCAAGUCGUCGAGGCUUUCCUGGGGCUUGGUCCUGGCCUUGCGCAUCCCGAUGAACGGCGUCGCGGGCACGGUGAGGAGGUUGCGGAACACGGACCCGCCGGUCAUCUUGCGGAGCGGCUCCGCGUGCAUGCUGCGGAGCGCGAGCGCGAGGCUGCCCUUGUACGUGAACGGCGCGUGCGAGACGAGCAUCCCGCGCUCGCGCGAGCGCACCUGCACAAACUCCGUGCGCGACACGGGCACCACCUCCACUUCGCGCCGCCGGAACAGCCUGUUGCGCGCCGCGUCCGCGCGCCGCACCUCGUUCUUGCGCACCAGCUGGAACACCUUACCCGGGAUGUACAGCCGGCACCCCUCGUGCACCUUCUCCAGCUCGCGCACGAUCGUCGCGUUGUGCGCCGCCAGCUUGUCCCAGUCCACUACCGACCCCUUGAAGCCGAGCCCGAUCAGCAGCUUCCGCGACCGGCUCAGGUUGGCCACGUACCGCGCCGUCGCAAAGUAGGGCAGCAGCAUCGCCACGCUCAGCCGCGGCACGAUGUCCGGCCCGUUGAUCACCGUCACGGUGAACGACGACGUCAGCUCUGCGAGGUCGUACGUCAGGCACGGCAGCGGCGCGAACGCAAACGCAAGCGCCCGGGGAAACUCUGGGUCGUCGCGCAUGAUCAUCGCCAAUACGGAGGCGGUCGCCCCACCGAGCGAAUGACCCGUCGUCAUCAGCUCGAAACCAGGGUUCUCGCGAAGUGUCUUGAGCACGGACUCCCGUAUCUUGUGAAACAAGUUCCUCGCGCUCCUCAACACGCCAGAAUGGCCAAAGCCCUGCACCACGUCAUCUUCACCCCCUUGUUCCAGUCUCCGAAUACGAAUAGGGUCUUGCGUUGCCGCGAAGUCUGUGAGCGAGUCUACCAAAUUAGCCGUCCCCCUGACACAGACUACCACAGCCUUAAUCUGCCGGUCAACGGCGACGUAGUGGGACGGAAAGAAGCUGGUAUUCGAGGACCCUGCGGUGUGCAAGUCCUCACUCGCAAUACCAGUGCGCCUGCAAAUGAUGGCCCGGUCCGUGACGCGCGUCAGGACAACAUGAGGCGCGGAGGGCAUGCUAACCGGAAAGCCGUACACGCUUUCGGCGUGGCGUAA